AUGAAGUUUCUUGUACUCAUCCUUUCUCUGGCGGUAGCCGCCCACGCCUACGAAAGGCUAAUGUCCUUUGGCAACAAGAAGUACGGAAGGAUGAAGAUGAUUCAGAUGCUCGAGGCCAUUGCGCCAGAACAUGAACGCAAAUGGUGCGCCAAUUCGACUCUGAAUGACGUUGAGGACAAAUAUUUGACUCAGCCCUUCGACCACUUCAACAAGGAUGACGGCCGAACUUGGGAGAAUGUAAGAGAUCCUGUCAAAUUUUUAGGGAGACUAAGGAUUUGCCCACAUGUUUAAAAAUGUGUUUUUAGCACUAUCAAGUGCAAGAGCGCUACUUCAACAAGUCGGACCCCAACCAACCAGAGCAUAUCUUCUUGAUGAUUGGUGGAGAAGGAACUUCUUCUCCGUUGUUCGUCUGUCUUGACGAUGUGGCCAUUAUGAACCUUGCCAGAGAACACAAGGCGUUGGUAAUUGGCUCAGAACACAGAUUCUUCGGUCCUAACACGGGAAUUAAGUGAGUUUCGAGAAGAAUAUUGAUCAUAGUGUCUCAAUGGGGGGUUGUAUGAAGAUAACUUUCAAUAACCGGCAGGGAGACCUGCGUCAUCUUCACAGCCUGUCACCAUUAUUUUUAGCUCGUCAUCAACGGCAAAUUUGAAGUAUUUGACGACUGAACAGGCGCUUGAAGAUUUGGCAAAGCUGAUCGACCAUGUCAACGCUGAAUACAAAUUCAAGAACCCCAAAUGGGUUGCUUUUGGAGGUUCUUAUCCAGGUAGGUGAUUUCCGAAAUACCAAAAAUAUCCUAUUAUGAUACGAGAAUAUCAGUCUGUCGGGAAAAUAAUGAGCGUAACUCGCUGCGCUGGUCGUGUCGCUGAGGUGAAAAGCGAUAUAAUUUUGUCGCGACACAGUUCAUUUUCUCUGCGGUGAUGCGAUUUUUGAUGCGACAGAGCGCUCAUUAUUUUCCCGACAGACUGAUAAUCAAGCCAAAAAAAGUACGAAAAUUUCACGGACUAUUUUCAGGUACUAUGGCGGCUCUCUUCCGUAUCACUCACCCUCACAAAACCUUGGGAAAUGUUGCCAGUUCAGCUCCACUCUUCCCUAAAGUCGACUUCUACGGUAGGUCAAACAUGUCUUGCAUUAAUGCCAAAUUCUCUUCAGAAUACGCCCAAGUUAUGGAGAAAGCCUACAACGAAACCGCCGAGGGCUGUUUGGACAACAUUGCGAAGGCUUUCAAAGAGCUGGAAGUCAGCGGUCAUUCCGUUGAAGGCCGUCGAAACUUGCAAACGGCAUUUGAGUAAGGCUUGAUAAUUUAAUGUCAUUUUUAUUAAUAGCCAGUAUUUCCAUUGGCAUAUUUAGCUAUAUGUAAUAUGAACCAUGUAACUCCCUGGUUUUCAGGAUUAACGCAACCUUGUUUGACCCCGUCAAGGCUACCAAAAACGACAUCUACACCAUCAAUUUGGCUAUUUUUGAUGCCUUCCAAGGAAUCGUUCAAUAUACCUUCGAUGGAAUGGUAGGAUACCUUUAUACGGCCUAGUUACAUACUUUUUUAGCGCCCAGAAAGAGAGACUGGAGGAAAUCACACAGUGACAUUUGUAUGCGAAAUCAUGGCCGACAAAAAGCUGUCGAAUUUGAAAAAACUGUUCAAAGUUUUCAACUUGGCCCAUGAAUUGGAACAAAAACCGCAAAAAAUGUACUCCUCUUACAGCGAGUUUAUUGAUCCCUUCAAGGACGAGAGCCUCGAAGCCGGUGAGCAUAUUUUACAUAGUAAAAGAUUCGAUAAUUUUGUGAUAUUUUGUCAUACAUUGUCAAAUCUUUGUGACAUUUUGUCAAAACUUUCCUUCAUGACUCUUUUAAAAAUGUCAUUUCAGAUGGAGCUGAUAUGCGAGGAUGGAUGUGGCUAAGCUGUUAUCAAUGGGGCUGGCUUCAGUCUACGACCGGAAGCAAGACUUUUGGCGAUACUGUUCCAAUCAAGUAGGCACACCACAUUUUUUACUACAUAAAAAAUCAAAAAUCAGGGUUCUAUAGAACCUCCUUUUCCUUUUCCUUCUAUUUUAAUUUAUUAAUAUCUUAGCUACUACUAUGAGCAAUGCAAGGACUUGUUCGGCGAAGAGAUCAGCGCAAAUUUGGUGGAUGCUCGUAUUCGCGACAACUUGAAGACAUACGGAUAUCCGGAGAACUUCAACGCAACCAAUGUGGUUCUGCCCAACGGUGAUUUCGAUCCAUGGAAUGUGCUGUCGAGCUUUGUCAACAGAACCGAAACCCACACCAUCUCCGUUGUUACUCAUGGUAAGUUUUAUUAUUUAGCCUCUUGUAAAGCAACAUACCUUUCAAAUAGCCUAUAAAGAGAUGAUUUAAAUACCUUAAAAUCACUUAUAGCCGCCGCCCACUGCCAUGAUAUGUAUCCUCCCUACGAAGGAGAGCCAGAAGGACUAAAUGCAACUCGCGCUGUAAUCGCCGAGGAAGUAAAAUACUACCUCACACUUGGAAAAUCAGCUUUGUCCGUGGUCAGCUCCACGAUGACUAUUUUGCUCGCUUAUCUUGUUACUAGACUCGUUUAG
Molecule: messenger RNA, 2549 nt
Organism: Bursaphelenchus xylophilus (pine wood nematode)
Lineage: Eukaryota; Metazoa; Nematoda; Chromadorea; Rhabditida; Aphelenchoididae
Source: the annotation of a GenBank genome assembly